This is a messenger RNA of Symbiodinium natans, 1332 nucleotides long. The record is from the annotation of a GenBank genome assembly. Lineage: Eukaryota; Dinophyceae; Suessiales; Symbiodiniaceae.
AUGGCAGAGCGACGCCUUGCUCUACUCAUUGGACAGAGAUCCUCCGUACUUGGAUUUUCAGACACUAAGUACUGUGGUCAAGACGUCGACAAGCUGGCAUGGGCCUUGGAAACGCUUUGUGGGUUUAGGGUCUUAUGCCUCAUAGAUGCGGAGAAGGCUGAUUUCCGGACUCUUCGCAAGCAGUUUAUGCAAAAGCUGUCCGGAGAGAAGGGCGCUUUAGCACUCGUGUACUAUGCCGGGCAUGGCGUGUGCAAUCAAGGAAUAGCGUAUUGGAUUCCGAUAGAUGCAGAGAAGGACAAGCCGUCGACAUACCAGCCUGUCAACGAGUUUUUGCAACCCUUAUGCAGUAUGGUCUCCCAGUGUUUAUCAGCCAAGACUGCAGCUGCGUCAGCUUCAGCUUCUCCAGCGCCUGGAACACGACUAGUCGUCAUUCAAGACUGCUGCAGGGAGAUUGUCUCGUCGGAGGCAGCUGACGACAGUUUUGUGAAGAAGCUGCAGCAGCUGUUUUUUGAACACAGAAUAGACUCGCAAGUCUGUCUGGUAUCUGCCUGCAGUGAGGGACGGCUUGCCGAAGAGAGUGAUUCCCAGUCUCACGGCCAGUUUACUGCAGCUUUCCUCGAUGCUUUGGAGACACCGGGUUUACUUUGGUACAAGCUUCUGGAAGACAGCCGGAAGUUGUGUCUCCGUCGCACAGGGAGGCGCCAACAGCCGUGGUGGAAUUGCAGCGGAGAUUUCUCUGAAGUUAUCUUACAUCCCGAAUCUAGCCUCAGCGCUGGGUACUUUUUUGCUCACACCUUGGCUAUUGAGACGGAUGCUACAGGAAUCGGCUCAGCAGAAGCUCUGUUGCGCGGUCUUGCCAUCGAUCUGCGUGGUCUGUCAAAUGGAGCACACAUGUCUUCUACUUCGCAUUCUGCUCGCAUUUCAGAGAAGGCUCUUUCUAUCGGGCGGAAGCUCAUUCAGCAAGCGUCCGGGAAUGCUUCACGGAAUUUGCUCAGCAGCUGCUACCUUUUGAAAGUCAUCGGCCGCAUGCUGCCCGAUGGGAUACCAUUGCUGCAGACAGCUGCUGAGAUACGUGUUCGAAGCUUUCUGCAUGAUUGCCUGCACAGGUACACUGAGUCACCAUUGUCAUCACCGGCCGCAGGGGUGAUCCGGGAAGCCCAUGAAGCCAUGGACACAAAAGUAGGCGCAGAGGAUCAGAUUAUUCCCGAAUCAGCCAGGGCCAGCGAAGACUCUCUUUUUGAGCUGGUAAAGCUGCCUGCCCUCUCCAUCUUGCGCAAGACUUCGGAUGACAUCGGCAACGAUUUUCAGGAAGCUGCAGCGCAGCUGAACGAA